Molecule: messenger RNA, 1285 nt
Organism: Canariomyces notabilis
Lineage: Eukaryota; Fungi; Ascomycota; Sordariomycetes; Sordariales; Chaetomiaceae
Product: GroES-like protein
Exons: 2
Coding region: 1-1194 (397 amino acids)
Molecular function (GO): oxidoreductase activity, acting on NAD(P)H
Source: RefSeq, a predicted model, not a curated record
AUGGCCUCCUCCCUUCCCCCUUCCGUCCCCCCAACGCACCCGGCCGUAGCCAUGAUCGAGGGUCCCCGCAAGCCCCUCGGCAUCAUCGACCAGCCCACCGUCCCCCCUAAGCCCUCGGAAGCCCUCAUCCACGUAACGUGGACCUCUUCGACCCCUCUGGACCUGCACCGCGCCGAUGGCGGCCUGCUAAUCAACAAGUAUCCCUUUUUGAUGGGCGGCAGUUUCGCCGGCACCGUCCUCGCCGUCGGGUCAAACUCAGACCCGAACGACAGCAACAGCACCCCUCAAAACAAACAGGCUCAUGUCCAAGUAGGCGACGUCGUCUUCGGCAUGACAAUGGACGGGGUGGAAGCGGAAUCGACCUUCCAGCCGUACAUAACGGUCCCGCUGUGGAGGGUUAGCAAGCUGCCGCCCAAUCUGACCCCGCAGGAGGCUGUGUCGGUCCCGACGAACCUCGUCACGGCCAUGCACACGGCCACGCACGACCUGGGCCUGGCGAUGCCGUGGCCGGUUCCCGAUGGGUGGCAGCCGCCUGCCGCGUUCAGGACCGCGCCCAUCCUCGUCUGGGGCGCCGCCAGCAGCGUCGGCCUGUACCUUGUGCAGGUGCUAAAGCACUGGGGGUACGCCCAUGUGCUCGCCGUCGCGAGCGGACGGCAUCACGCUACGCUCAAGGGCUUGGGGGCCAAGGAGUGCUUUGAUUAUAGGGAGGGAGAGGACGUGGUGGUGGGGAAGAUCAAGAGGUAUCUCGACGGGGUGGCCGGCACGCCAAAAGUGCCGUUUAUUGUCGACUGCAUCGGCUCGAGGGAUGGCACGCUGCGCCCCCUGACCCAGAUCGCGGAGUCGGGGGCCAAGGUUGCGGUCAUGCUUCCUGUGAUCAAUGUCCAUGCCGCCGAGGACCGGGCGCCCGAGUAUGAGAUGGACAUUUCAAAGGUUCUGGUCGGACAUUGGAAGGAAGGGGUUGAGUUGAUCGGAACGAGGACGCAUUUCUAUGCUGAGAACAAAUUCUUCAAGGACCACCUCCAGCCAGAGAUUGUGCCUGCCCUGUUGGAGCAAGGAGUGGUUAAGCCGAAUCCCCUAAAGAUUGUUGAAGGCAAGACCCUCCUUGAGCGGGCAGAGGCUGCUCUCAGCCUCCUCAGGAACCAAGCUCCGUCGGGAGAGAAGCUUGUAUGGAGGGUGGCGGAAGAAGAGGCCUAGAAAAGAGUUGGGUGAUGCUGCCCGGACCGUGUGUUGUCAAGUCUGCCGGGUUGAGACGGCAACAUCUUGCCUGAUGUUAUCCCGGAAUAUG